UAUGCACACUAUAAUAUACUCAUUAGUUUCAGUUCUCAAUGGAACGCGUAAUAAUUAGUUGCAUUGAUUUUGAUUGUCUGUCCAAUUUGUUAAUGAAUUUGAAACUGUUGUCGGAGGCUUUCAGUUAAUUGUGCUUAUCGUGCAAUAUAUAAAUAUAUAAAUUGGUUAAAUUUAGCCAGAAUUAUGUGAUUAACACGUUGAUAAAAGCUGGUGUUGUUAAAGUAUCAAAAUUUAAUUUAUAUUUGAUAAGUGUUAGCAUAAAAUGCAUAAUAAAGGUGGAAAUGUGGGACUAGGUACAACUGGUACGACAACACCAUCAGCAUCAAUCAGUGCUGCUGAUGUGGGACCAAGUGUUAGAACAUCCGAAGGUGAAAAUUCAGGAUGUAUCGAAAUACUUGCCGCAGCAGGCAGCAUCCUCCUAAUGAUAUUCACUUUACCAUUCUCAUUGUUCGUAUGCUUCAAAGUUGUUGCUGAAUACGAACGAGCCGUUAUAUUCAGAAUGGGAAGACUAAGAGCUGGUGGCGCCAGAGGUCCAGGUGUAUUUUUCGUUCUACCUUGCAUAGAUAAUUACUGCAAAGUCGAUUUGAGAACGGUAUCGUUUGAUGUUCCGCCGCAGGAAGUUUUGUCCAAAGAUUCGGUGACGGUUAGCGUGGAUGCUGUUGUUUAUUAUCGUAUCAGUGAUCCGUUGAAAGCCGUUAUUCAGGUAGCCAACUACAGCCACUCAACACGACUACUCGCUGCAACAACACUGCGUAAUGUUUUGGGUACUCGAAAUUUAUCCGAACUGCUAACCGAACGUGAGGCAAUAUCGCACACAAUGCAGGCGUCUUUGGAUGACGCUACAGAUCCCUGGGGGGUUAAAGUAGAACGAGUUGAAAUCAAAGACGUAUCUCUUCCAACCGCAUUACAACGUGCGAUGGCUGCUGAAGCAGAAGCGUCGCGCGAAGCUCGUGCAAAGGUCAUUGCUGCUGAGGGUGAAAUGAAAUCGGCAAGAGCACUGAAAGAAGCAUCCGAUGUUAUGUGCGAAAGUCCAGCCGCUCUGCAGCUUCGUUAUCUCCAAACCUUGAACAGUAUUGCAUCCGAAAAGAAUUCCACUAUCAUUUUCCCGUUACCAAUCGAUUUGUUGAAAGGAUUUAUGCCGAGGUCAUAACCAGAGAUUUUUAUUGUUGAAGAAACUAUUGCCAAAUAAAUAUCGUCAGUAAGACCUAUGUGUGAAAU
Molecule: messenger RNA, 1218 nt
Organism: Bradysia coprophila
Lineage: Eukaryota; Metazoa; Arthropoda; Insecta; Diptera; Sciaridae
Product: band 7 protein AGAP004871-like
Cellular component (GO): plasma membrane
Source: RefSeq, a predicted model, not a curated record